Vicugna pacos (alpaca) is the source of this 3603-nucleotide messenger RNA. It is a transcript of the gene RIOK1, whose product is annotated as RIO kinase 1. Gene Ontology annotation, molecular function: ATP binding; protein serine/threonine kinase activity. Lineage: Eukaryota; Metazoa; Chordata; Mammalia; Artiodactyla; Camelidae. The record is from RefSeq and is a predicted model, not a curated record.
GCAGGGACUAAAGAGGCCGGGAGGAAGGGCCUCAGCAAGAACGCCCUCAGCAAGAACGCCUCACCGAUCGAUGGGUCGCGCACAGCGAGGCGCGAACUUCCGGCGCUCUCCCCUGCGCGGGGCGGGGCUUCCGGUGAGAGCGCCGCUUCCGAUCAGGGCGAGGCUUCCGGUCAGGGAGGGCCCGGGUGACGGGGGUGGAGAUCCCUCGCUGCACGUGGCUCGCGCUCUGGGCGGAAGGACUUCUGAGCGGUUUGCGAGCGGGCAUCCGCGGAGAGGCCGUUGGAUCGGCGGGUGGAACCGUCUCUGUGCCGUUCCCGCCCCAGCGCAGGGCGAGCGGCCCCCGGUGGCGCUGAGGCUCUGCGCGCCUGCGUCAUGGACUACCGGCGGCUGCUGAUGAGUCGGGUGGUCCCGGGGCAGUUUGACGACGCCGACUCCUCCGACAGUGAAAACAUUGACUUGAAGACAACCAAAAAGGAAGAUGAUGUUCUGUUUGAAGACUUUCAAAACAAUGUGAAUGAGCAUUUGAUUGAAGGUGAGAUAGAAGAGGAGGAGGAGGAGGAUUAUGACGCCGACGAUGAUUGGGACUGGGAUGUUGGAGCUGGAAGACUCACCAGGUGUCACGGAGCAGGGAAUCCGCAGGCAAAUCGACAGACUUCCAACUGCAAUUCAGCCAAAAUGUCUACUCCAGCAGACAAGGUCUUACGGAAAUUUGAGAAUAAAAUUAAUCUAGAUAAACUAAAUGUUACUGAUUCUGUCAUAAACAAAGUCACCGAAAAGUCUAGACAAAAGGAAGCAGAUAUGUAUCGUAUCAAAGAUAAGGCGGACAGAGCAACUGUGGAGCAGGUGCUGGAUCCCAGGACGCGGAUGAUCCUGUUCAAGAUGUUGACGAGAGGCGUCAUAUCAGAGAUCAACGGCUGCAUCAGCACAGGGAAAGAAGCCAAUGUGUACCAUGCUAGCACACCAGAUGGAGAGAGCAGAGCAAUCAAAAUUUAUAAAACUUCCAUCUUGGUGUUUAAAGACCGGGACAAGUAUGUGAGCGGGGAAUUCAGAUUUCGUCAUGGCUACUGUAAAGGCAACCCCAGGAAGAUGGUGAAAACGUGGGCAGAAAAAGAAAUGAGGAACUUAAUCAGGCUAAACACCGCAGAGAUCCCGUGCCCAGAGCCUAUCCUGCUGAGAAGCCAUGUUCUUGUCAUGGGGUUCAUUGGUAAAGAUGACAUGCCAGCGCCACUCUUGAAAAACGUGCAGUUAUCAGAAUCCAAGGCCCGGGAGCUGUACGUGCAGGUCAUCGAGUGCAUGCGGAGGAUGUAUCAGGACGCCCGGCUCGUGCACGCGGACCUCAGUGAAUUUAACAUGCUGUACCAGGGCGGAGGCGUGUACAUCAUUGACGUCUCUCAGUCCGUGGAGCACGACCACCCACAUGCCUUGGAGUUCUUGAGGAAGGACUGCGCCAAUGUCAAUGAUUUCUUUCUGAAGCACGGUGUUGCUGUGAUGACUGUACGGGAGCUCUUUGAAUUUGUCACAGAUCCAUCAAUUACGCACGAGAACCUGGACGCCUACCUCUCCAAGGCCAUGGAAAUAGCAUCUCAAAGGACCAGGGAAGAAAGGUCCAGCCAAGACCACGUGGAUGAAGAGGUGUUUAAGCGAGCUUAUAUUCCAAGAACCUUGAAUGAAGUGAAAAAUUACGAGAGGGAUAUGGACAUAAUGAUGAAACUGAAGGAAGAGGACAUGGCCAUGAACGCCCAGCAAGACAACAUUCUGUACCAGACUGUCACGGGAUUAAAGAAAGAUUUGUCAGGAGUUCAGAAGGUCCCUGCACUCCUGGAAAAUCAAGCUCAGGUAAAGACUUGCUCUGAUUCAGAAGAUGCUGGAAGCUCUGAGUGUCCUGACACAGACUCUGAAGAGCAGGGAGACCAUGCCUGCUCCAAGAAGCCCACCGCUGACCUGGAAGUUGAUAAAAAGGAAAGAAAAAAAAUGGUCAAGGAAGCCCAGAGAGAGAAAAGAAAAAACAAAAUUCCUAAACAUGUGAAAAAAAGAAAGGAGAAGACAGCCAAAAUGAAAAAGGGCAAAUAGAACCAGAACUAUAUUCUGUGCAGUAAUUUUCCGUCAGUCACUUUUCCCGCCUGCACGAAGCUGCAUCUGGAGGACGGGGUUAUUGAUUUUAACUGGCCAGUUUUUCCAGCAGUGUCUGUGAAGACUAAUUCAAGUAUUUUCAUGUAAUUAUGUAAAAAGCCCUAAGCUGUUCUGUCUAGAACUUCUGGCUCUGUAUGGUACUGACCGAGGAUUUAUUUAAGCUGCUAUUUUAACGAAGAACUUUAUACAGUUUUAUUUUUGUAUGUUUUUUUCCUCCUGCAGUAUGGUUUUUGAAGCACUGUUAACUAUUUAAAUGUAUUGAGCAUCUGUAGCUUUGAUACAAGUGUUAAGGGCUCUUUGGACAAACUGUUUUUGCUUUGUGCAGGCCGAAGCCCCGUCUGAAACCACUUGUGAGGCUGUGGUUUCUGCAAAAGGGUGUUUCACUUAUAAGAGAAUUCAGCUGGCUGUUGAUACGACCAGUCCUUGCAGCUUUGUUCUGUGUGCAUUGAUGAUCAUUUGUAAAGCACUUACAGCUUCAUCUUUAAUAUUCUUUUUUGAGCUAGGACCUCCUGGUUUGUAAGCAAUUUCACAACUAUUUGGCCUGUUCAUUCAUUCAUCAAACGCUUGAGUAUUUUAGGUACUGAGGAUAUAGCAGUAAACAAAAUGGGCAAAAGUUGCUACGUUCAGGUUGUUUACAUGUUAAUAGAAAGAAAAGACAUUAAACAGAAUAAGUAAGGAGCAAUGUAAAGGCAGAUGAUAAAUUCUGGAGCGAGAAAUAACGCAGAGAAGAGAGAUUGCCCGGGGAGGUGGGAGUGUGCAGCCUUAAAACAGGCCACAUUGAGAGGCCGUAUGUGGGUAAAUACUUGAAGGAUGUGUCACGUGCAUAUCAGGAGAGAACAGUCUUCCAGGCAAAGCGAACAGCAAGUGCAAAGGCCCUGAGGCUGAAGUGUGCCUGCAGUGUCUCAGAAACAAGAGCCUAGAGCACCAUGGCUAAGGGAGAAAGCAGCCGAUGAGAUAAGGUGGUGGUAGGUGCUUGGAAGGUUUUGAGCAGAGGAAUGAUAUGAUCUGACUUCUGUUUUGAAAGGACCGCGGUCAUACUGACGUCCAUGGAUAAUGGAGUAGGAAGCGGGGAUCAGGGCCCAGCUGGCGGUUUAUUGUGGUAACCCCCGUGAGGGAUGCGGGUGGCUUCGUCUAGGAUGGUAGCAGUAGGCAGGGGGAACAGGUGGGACUGGGUGUGCUGAGGACACUGGAGGAGUGUUGAGAGUGCAGGGUGGCUUCAGGCUCUCUGACCCCAGCCACUGGGAGAGGCUGUUGCCGCUGCCUCUUACUGGGUAGAGGGAGGAAUGCGGGUGCGGCAGGUUUGGGGGCAGGAGGUUGAGACAAAAGCUGAUGUUGCAAUAAAGUGCAGAUUGAAAGAAAUGAUCUAUUUAGCUUAAAAAAGACUUCUUUAACCAUAUACUUCAUAUUAGAAAUGCCAGUUUCAGCCCUUGAGUCAGAAGCAAUUUCUAUAAGUAAACAUAGUUUCCUUUAAAC